GGUUGAAGCGCAGAAUAUCACGUGAUUGGUGCUUAUUUCCGCCCCGGGUUUAGUGAACGUGUUUGAGUAGAGUUCCAGGCGCUGAUCAGUGCAGUAAACAUGAUCCUGUCCAGAACUGGAGCUUUAUUCUGCUUUACACUCAUCAUCCCUCUCACACUCUCUGUAGCUGCUCCGAGUUUUACAGUAGAUUAUAAAAACAACAGCUUCCUGAAGGAUGGAGAAUAUUUCCGCUACAUCUCCGGCAGUAUUCACUACAGCAGGAUCCCCAGGUCCUACUGGAAAGACCGGCUGUUGAAGAUGUACAUGGCGGGACUCAACGCCGUCCAGACGUACGUCCCCUGGAACUUCCACGAGCCCGUGCCAGGUGUGUACGACUUCAGCGGAGAUCGAGAUCUGGAAUAUUUCCUCCAGCUGUGUCAGGACGUCGGCCUGCUGGUCAUCCUGAGACCCGGACCCUACAUCUGUGCCGAGUGGGACAUGGGAGGCCUACCUGCUUGGUUACUGAAGAAGAAAGACAUUGUCCUUCGCUCGUCAGAUCCAGAUUAUUUAGCAGCUGUGGAUAAAUGGAUGGCGAAGUUGUUACCUAUGAUGAAGCCUUACCUUUAUCAGAACAGGGGACCGAUUAUUACAGUACAGGUGGAGAACGAGUACGGAAGUUACUUUGCGUGUGAUUUUGAUUACCUGCGUCACCUGCUGAAACUGUUCCGCUCUCACCUGGGGGGCGACGUGGUCCUGUUCAGCACCGACGGAGCCGGAGUCAAUUACCUGAAGUGUGGAGCGCUGCAGGGCGUCUACGCCACCGUCGACUUCGGGCCCGGUGGAAACGUGACUGCAGCUUUUGAAGCUCAGAGACACUCUGAACCUCACGGCCCGCUGGUGAAUUCGGAGUUUUACACCGGCUGGCUCGAUCACUGGGGAGAACAUCACUCUGUCGUUCAGACUGAAGCUGUGGUCAAAUCCCUUAACGAGAUCCUGGAACUCGGAGCAAACGUCAACCUGUACAUGUUUAUCGGAGGAACUAAUUUUGCCUAUUGGAAUGGUGCGAACACUCCGUACGCUCCCCAGCCCACCAGCUACGACUACGACGCUCCGCUGACGGAGGCCGGAGACCUGACGCAGAAAUACUUCGCCAUCCGUGACGUCAUUAAAAAGUAUAAGAAGAUACCAGAUGGCGUUUUGCCGCCGUCUACACCGAAGUUUGCGUACGGAGCCGUGCAGAUGAAGAAAUUGAGGACUGUAUCAGAAUCUCUGGACAUUCUCUCGAUGUCUGGUCCUGUAAAAUCUCUUUACCCGCUCACGUUUGUCGAGCUCAAUCAGCACUUCGGCUUUGUUCUGUAUCGGACGUCACUUCCUGUGGACUGUUUAAACCCGACUCCUCUCUCGUCUCCUCUAAACGGAGUUCACGACCGAGCGUACGUCUCCGUAGACCGACGGGCUGUAGGGAUUCUGGAGCGAGACAGGACUAUCAGUAUUAAUAUCACGGGGAAGGCCGGGAGCAGACUGGACCUGCUGGUGGAGAACAUGGGCCGAGUCAAUUACGGAAAAUACAUCAACGACUUCAAGGGUCUGGUGUCGAAUCUCACACUGGGAGCAGAAACUCUAAGGAACUGGACCGUGUUUAGUCUCAGUAUAGACGAGGUGGUGAAGGAGGGGCUGCUGUGGGACACGGUCUCUCUACAGGACAGUGACUCUGCCCACACUGCUACCCCGCCCACUUAUCUGUCCCCGCCCACAUUCUAUGGCGGUACGUUGGAGAUUCCUGAUCACAUCCCUGACCUGCCACAGGACACGUACAUCCAGUUCCCCGACUGGAGCAAGGGUCAGGUGUGGAUUAACGGCGUGAACGUGGGUCGUUAUUGGCCGUCUCGUGGUCCUCAGGUCACUCUGUUCGUUCCUGCGUCUCUCCUCAGCACCACGUCGCCCAAUAACAUCACAGUGCUGGAGCUGGAGGCGUGUCCCUGCACCCGGGGACAGUGUGUGGUCGAGUUCACACACACACCACUCAUCAACUCCACUGUCACACACAUCAAACCUUACACAAGGGAGAAAACACUGAACACGCUCUGAACGCACGCACGCACGCACACACGCACGCUCUUCACAUCAGCACUGUGACAGUAUUAAUGUCUGUACUUCUGAAGGACGUGUGUACGGAGUUAAAACGCUUCUGAUUCACUCUGGGAUUUUUUUAAUAAAACAUUUUGCACUUUUCUUAUUGCUGGAAUAAAAAUGUGAAAUAAUGUUAUACAAGUUUAAAAAUCUUUUAUAUCUUUAAUGGUUUUGGUCCUGUUUGUAAUUAUUUAUCUGAAAUGUUUACUGAGAGGAAAUCUUCCUAACUUGUAUUAAAUGAUUAAAUAAUGAAAUAAAUCUCAUUUUAAAAAAGCAAUUUCAAUCACAAGCUGCUUUCUAACUGAACCUGUUUCUAAUAAAUCUCACUGUUGGUUAAAA
This is a messenger RNA of Ictalurus punctatus (channel catfish), 2448 nucleotides long. RefSeq names its product galactosidase, beta 1 (gene glb1). Gene Ontology annotation, molecular function: beta-galactosidase activity. Gene Ontology annotation, cellular component: vacuole. The record is from RefSeq and is a predicted model, not a curated record. The transcript has 16 exons. The coding region runs from base 100 to 2067 and encodes 655 amino acids. Gene Ontology annotation, biological process: carbohydrate metabolic process. NCBI's taxonomy places the organism in Eukaryota, Metazoa, Chordata, Actinopteri, Siluriformes, Ictaluridae.